AUGCCGUCAGCAAUAACACAGGCAGCAGAAAUGGGUGCAGCAAUACAGGCAACAGCAGCACAGGCCGCAGCAACACAGGCUGUAGAAAUGCAGGCAGAGGCAAUUGGCACAGCAACGCAGGUUGCAGCAAUGCAGGCAGUGACAACGCAGGCUGCAGCAAUGCAGGCCUCAGCAAUGCUGGCCGCAGCAAUACAGGCAGCAGCAAUUGGCACAACAAUGCAGGUUGCAGCACUGCAGGCAGCAACAAUGCAGGCAGCAGCAACGCAGGCAGCAGCAAUGAAGGCCACAGCAAUGCAGGCUGCAGCAACGCAGGCUGCAGCAACGCAGGCAGUUACAACGCAGGCCGCAACAAUGCAGGCCGCAGCAACGCACGCCGCACCAAUGCAGGUUGCAGCAACAGAGGUAGCAGCAAUUGGCACAGCAAUGCAGGUCGCAGCAAUGCAGGCAGCGAAAAUGCAGGCCGCAGCAACACAGGCUGCAGCAAUGAAGGCCGCAGCAAUGCAGGCUGCAGAAAAGCCGGCAGCGGCAUUGGCACAGCAAUGCAGGUCACAGCAAUGCAGGGAGCAGCAAUCAACGCAGGCUGCAGCAAUGCAGGCAGUGACAACGCAGGCUGCAGCAAUGCAAGCUGCAGCAAUGCAGGCCACAGCAAUGCAGGCAGCGGCAUUGGCACAGCAAUGUGACACCAAGCUGAGCGGUGUGGCUGACAUGCCUGAGGGACAGGAUGCCAUCCAGAGGGACCUGUACAAGCUCAAGAGGUGGGUCCACGUGAACCUCAUGGGGGUUAACAAGGCGCAGUGCAGGGUCCUGCACAUAGGUAAGGUCAACCCCUGGUAUCAGUACAGACCAGGGGAUGAAGAGAUUGAGAGCAGCCCUGAGGAGAAGGACUUCUGUUAUUAA
Eurypyga helias (sunbittern) is the source of this 897-nucleotide messenger RNA. RefSeq lists its product as uncharacterized. The record is from RefSeq and is a predicted model, not a curated record. Lineage: Eukaryota; Metazoa; Chordata; Aves; Eurypygiformes; Eurypygidae. The transcript is spliced from 3 exons. Bases 1 to 897 code for a protein of 298 amino acids.